Molecule: messenger RNA, 1418 nt
Organism: Lethenteron reissneri (Far Eastern brook lamprey)
Lineage: Eukaryota; Metazoa; Chordata; Hyperoartia; Petromyzontiformes; Petromyzontidae
Product: proteinase-activated receptor 1-like
Biological process (GO): cellular response to fatty acid; G protein-coupled receptor signaling pathway
Cellular component (GO): plasma membrane
Molecular function (GO): G protein-coupled receptor activity
Source: RefSeq, a predicted model, not a curated record
GCGACGUGGCAGCCGUAGACAGAGAGCCACAAGUGCGCGCGUGGGCGUGCGAGUCGUGAGCAGACGGCGUCCGAAGAGGCGAAUCGUCGAUCGCGCGGUUUCGCGGAACGAGGAGUGAGGGCGUCACAGUCUGCCGCUCUGUGCAGACGCCGCUCCGUGGGGCCGCCAUGCGCUGGUGAUGGCGGCUGCGUGGAGCCAACGCGCGGUGGAGCUGCAGAUCCGAGAGUGCAGAGACCGCGACGGCUCCAGUCGCCUCGGCGCGCCUCGCCCCCCCCCCCGGAGUCGCGGUCUCUCCUUCCGCGCGCCACCCUCGCCAGGCGCCGCUCGCGCGCCCCUCUGUCGGCCCACGCGGCUGAUUCCUCCCGAUCCAGUUGCUGCUCAAGGAUGGAUCUCUCCCAGUUACUGCCCUCGGUCAUCAUCCCGACGUUCUACAGCGUCUCGGUCAUCCUGGGGCUGCCUCUCAACCUGCUGGCUGUCUGCAUUCUCGUCUCGAAAAAGAAAGACUCCAUGUCCGUCUACAUGCUCAACCUCGCCGCAGCAGACACGAGCUUCUUACUGGUGCUGCCGAUGAAGAUCGUCUACCACUUGAAGGGAAACCAUUGGGCUCUGCCGGGGUUCUUUUGCCGCGUCUACACCAUGACGUUCUUCUCCACCCUCUACACCGCCACCAUGCUGGUGGCCGCCAUCAGCAUGGAUCGCUACUUGGCCAUCGUGCACCCGCUCUGGGUCACCGGCUGGCGCAAGACCCGGACGGCGUGGAUCGUGAGCGUGGUGAUCUGGAGUUUGGCGGUAAGCCACUCUGUUCCAUCGAACUUCGUCACCAUAUUAAGUGUCGUGAAUGCCACCAACAACAGCAGCGACCCACCGAGAAUUGUAUGUUACGAAGCGUUCACCAAGGCGGACCUCGACUUCCUCGUUCCGUUCAGGCUCUUCCUCUUCGUCACUCUCUACUUCACCUCGCUGGUGGUGACGCUCUUCUGCUACGGGAAUAUCAUUCGGGUUCUAGUCACGAGUCAGCAGUCGAACCAGGAGAAGAAGUCUCGCGCCACGAAGAUCACGGUCGUGAGCAUCCUCAUCUACGUGUUCUGCUUCUCGCCGUACAACGCCACGCACCUCGUCGCGUUCGCCUCGAGCAAAAUGAGCAACUUCUCCUAUCACGCCAUCUCCAUUCUCAGAGACAUCACGCUCUGCCUCUGCUCGCUCAACAGCCUCUUCGACCCGCUCAUCAUCUACAUCGCGUCGUCUGCAUUCCGCUCGUCCGUCAAGAACAUAUUCAGCUGCCGUUUGGCUGCCAACCAGGUGUCCUCCUCGAGCGUCUGAACGCACCGUUGUCCAGACGGCCACUCCAGCGACAGCCAGCGGACUCAAGCGAACGAUCAAUACAACACGUCUAUGUGUGUCUAUGUGUGUGUGUCUAU